This is a messenger RNA of Clarias gariepinus (North African catfish), 2016 nucleotides long. RefSeq names its product sodium- and chloride-dependent GABA transporter 3-like. The record is from RefSeq and is a predicted model, not a curated record. Bases 23 to 1726 code for a protein of 567 amino acids. Gene Ontology annotation, biological process: sodium ion transmembrane transport. The transcript is spliced from 14 exons. Gene Ontology annotation, cellular component: membrane. NCBI's taxonomy places the organism in Eukaryota, Metazoa, Chordata, Actinopteri, Siluriformes, Clariidae.
GGAGCUAGAUCUUCAUGAAGAGAUGUUGAAGAACAGAAAGCUAGAGGCGAGGGGGCUCUGGGAGAGCAAAAUCGAAUUUAUUUUGGCUGUAGCAGGAAACAUAGUGGGUUUGGGCAAUGUUUGGAGAUUCCCUUAUCUCUGCUACAGGAAUGGAGGAGGGGUGUUUUUGGUGCCCUACUUGGUGCUUGCUGUGACCUGCGGUUUGCCCCUAUUUCUUCUGGAAACUGCUAUGGGACAGUACACACAAGAGGGGGGCAUCACAUGCUGGAAAAAAAUCUGCCCACUGGCUGAAGGUGUUGGCUAUGCAGGCCAAAUGAUUCAACUGUAUGGAUGCAUGUACUACAUCAUAAUCCUGGCCUGGGCACUGCUCUAUUUGAUUUUAUCUUUCAAUUCCCAGCUUCCCUGGGCCAGCUGUGGCAACACCUGGAACACAAACAGCUGCAUUACUGUCUUAAAUAAUGACAACUGGACGAGGCAGGUCAACUCAACAUCAGCAGCCACAGAGUUUUGGGAACGCAGAGUGCUUACUAUCUCUAAAGGUAUUGAUGAAGUGGGUAACAUCAACUGGGAGAUUCUCCUAUGUCUAAUCGCAAUGUGGAUUAUAUGUUAUUUCUCUAUAUGGAAAGGAGUCAAGUCCACUGGCAAGGUGGUGUAUUUCACAGCUACGUUCCCUUAUGUGAUGCUGUUGGUGUUGCUGAUUCGUGGACUGACUCUCCCUGGAGCCAGAGAAGGAGUUAUUUUCUACCUUUAUCCUGACUUCCAGAGACUGUUGGAUCCUCAGGUAUGGAUGGAGGCAGCCAGUCAAAUUAUCUACUCCUAUAGUAUAGGUGUGGGGAUACUGACUGUGCUAGGCAGCUACAACCAAUACAACAACAACUGCUAUAGGGACUGCUUUUGGCUGUGCCUGCUAAACAGUGGCACCAGUUUUGUAGCAGGCUUUGCAGUGUUCUCCGUUCUGGGCUUCAUGGCUCAUGUACAAGGUGUUCCUAUAGAGGACGUGGCCGAGUCAGGUCCUGGGCUAGCUUUUGUAGCUUAUCCUCAGGCAGUGGCUUUGAUGCCUUUUCCUCAGCUGUGGGCUGUGUGCUUUUUUAUUAUGAUUAUUCUGCUCGGUCUGGACACCCAGUUUCUUGCAAUGGAGGUAAUCAUUACAUCAGUGACAGACGUGUUCCCAAAAGUGCUCCGUAGAACUGGAUGCCGAGAAAUCUUUUUGCUGAUUUUCUGUAUUUUCUGCUUCUUCAGCCAAUUGAUCAUGGUCACAAAGGGUGGAAUGUACGUCUUUCAGCUGUUUGACUACUAUGCCUGUAAUGGCGCCUGCAUCUUCUUUCUUUCUGUAUUUCAGUGUCUGGCAGUUGGCUGGGCCUUUGGAGCUGAUCGAAUGUGUGACAUCAUUAAAGACAUGACAGAGUCAUACCCCAGCAUCAUCUUCAGGCUUUGCUGGAAAUACAUUACUCCAUUAAUUUUUCUGGUAUGUUUCAUCUAUUCUUUGAUGGAGGUCCAGCCUCUGACGUAUAACCGCUGGUAUGUGUACCCAGCCUGGGCAUAUGGGCUCGGCUGGCUGAUGGCUCUCUCUUCCAUCCUGCUGGUUCCUGCAUGGGCACUGGGCGACUUAAGGAAAGCAAAAGGGAGCCUCAGAGAGCGCUGGUGUCAACUGUGCAGUCCUGAGAACAACUCAUCUUUGACCCAGAAGCAGAGAGCAGAAAGACAAUUAAUGACAUCACCUCUUUGACAAAGUCUGCAAUACUGAGGAAUGUUACCUAUAUAAUACUAAACAGAUAUUGCAUUUGUCUUUUUAUAAACUGGAGAAAUGACCUAUAGACAGAAGACAAAUAACUUACUGAAUUGCCAGGGCUCCACCUAAAAGUGCAUAUCUACUCUGUGUAAACUAUAAAACAGUUUACUGCUAUAUAAAGCAAUGCUUUAGUUUCUUAAUGAUAAGAAAAACGUGACCUGUGGCUUAAUGAUUCACAACAAAAACUAAAUAAGUUAAUUAAUUUAACUUAAAUAUAAAAAUUUAAC